AUGGCUCCGGCUCCGGACGGCCCAGACGAGCCCAGCGGCGGCGGAUGGACGAAUCGCGUGCUCGCGGGCUUGACCGUCGCCGUCAACUUUGUCCUUGCCCAGUGGCUCAUCAUCGGCUUCGCCGUCGCAUGCGUGCUGGCGUACUACUUCCCGUCCGUUGCGGCGCGUGGGGGCGCCAUACGGUCUGAGUACAGCAUCAUAUACGGCGCCGUCGCCUUCAUCUUCCUCGUGAGCGGCCUGCAGCUCGCGCCUGACAAGCUCAAGGAGAAUGCGACCAACUGGCGGCUGCAUCUCACAGUCCAGGGGAUGAGCUUCAUCGUCAUCCCAGCCAUCGUCCUCGCCGUCGUCCACAUCUCCCUCGCCGCCGGCGCCCUCGACACUCAGACGCCGGCGACGCCCAUCCUCGCCGGCCUCAUCGCCCUCGCCUGCCUCCCGACGACCAUCGCCUCCAACGUGGUGAUGACGCGAGCGGCUCGCGGUGACGAAGCGGCCGCCGUCAUAUCCGUCGUCGUCGGCAACGUCAUCGGCUCCUUCCUCUCGCCCUUGCUCAUCUACGGCUUCUUCCCCCGCGGCGACGCCUUUGCCGCCUGGCGACCCGCCGACCCCAGCACGCUCGGCAUCAUGUACGCCGACGUCGCCAGGCAGCUGGGGCUGAGCGUCAUCCUGCCCCUGCUCGUCGGCCAGGCCGUGCGGUGGUGCUGGGGGGAUGCCGUGGUGCGGGCGCUGAAUACCUUCAAGCUCGCCAAGCUUUCGAGCUUCUGUCUCGUCCUGCUCGUGUGGACCACCUUUUCCGGCGCCUUUUAUACCGGGGCCCUCUUGCAGCUAUCUUCUGCGUCCGUCAUCUUUGACGUCUUCCUCAACCUCGCUCUUUACAUGCUCUUCACCGUCCUAUGCCUCCUGCUCGCCCGCCCGCCAGCCGCGUUGGCCAAGGGCAUUCACCCUCGCUUCGCCACGUCGAGGCACCUGCCCGCCUUCGUCAAGAGGGGCCUUCCUGUCACCAAAAUGUCCAAGGAGCAGACGAUUGCCGUUUGCUUCUGCGGCGCCGCGAAGACGACAAGCCUGGGGAUCCCCCUCGUUGCGGCCAUGUGGAACGGGUCCGACGACCUGACGAGGGCCUACAUCCAGAUCCCAGUGCUGCUGUACACCAUAGAGCAGGUUUUCAUGGCCCAGAUUCUCGUAUACGCCUUCAAGUGGUACCUCCGCCGCGGGCCAAAGUCGGAUGUCGAGAGCGAGGCAGAUGAAGGCCGUGCACGAGAAGAGAUGGCGCUGGAGGAGGCUGCCGAGGGUGGCGAUGCGUUGCCGAUGGUCGACGAAAGGGACGACGGGACGGGAAAGCGGUAG
Molecule: messenger RNA, 1341 nt
Organism: Drechmeria coniospora
Lineage: Eukaryota; Fungi; Ascomycota; Sordariomycetes; Hypocreales; Ophiocordycipitaceae
Exons: 5
Coding region: 1-1341 (446 amino acids)
Cellular component (GO): plasma membrane
Source: RefSeq, a predicted model, not a curated record